AUCCCUAAAUUAAGACAAACGCAAGCACAAGAGAAGCAAAAUCUCUCUGUCUCUUCUCUGAAUCCAAAACAGAGAUUUUCAAUCUGUCAAAGCUCGCAAUGAACCAAACUUACAGAGAGAUUGACUCGUCUUCUUCGAUUUUUCUCAUCUCCUAUUACGACAAAGUACCUAAUCUACCUUCUCCACCCACCCGCCGUUGUGGAGACGGAGAGACACGGCGGAGUUGGAGUGGGUGAGGAAGAAGAAGAAGACGAAGAGAAAGUGUUGAUUUCAAGCGAGAGAAGAAACUGAGGAUUCAUAGAUGUUAUACUCUAUCAAAAAUCGCAGAUUUGCAUAUGGAAGACUUCUUCUUCUUUGUCACGAUUCAUGAUCACGCGCCGUCGGAUUUCUGAUGCAAAUUUGUGCUUCGAUCGCUCAAUUCCUCGCUUGGGUUUCAUUCCUUGUACUAUUAGCGACGGUGGGCUCUUCUUCUUCUACGAAAUCUCUCCUCAAUUGUCAUCCUUUAGAUCAACUCCUUGUAAACCCUAGUCGUCAGCUUGAUUUCCUCAGAGCAAUGUCUUCCGUCAAUGAUUACAUUACCGAAGACAAGCUCUGGGUCGUUUCUUCCAUCACCGAUCUAUCUCCACCCAUCUAUGUGUUUCUACAGUGCCGAGAAGAUCUCUCUGUUUCCGAUUGUCGACACUGCUUCAACGAGAGCAGAUUGGAGCUCGAGAGAAAAUGUUCGGGUUCCGGUGGUCGAAUUCAUAGUGAUGGAUGCUUCUUACGGUUUGAUGAUCGAGAUUUCUCAGAGGAGUUUGUUGAUCCUAGAUUCGAUAGAGCCAAAUGUGAGGAAACAGAGCCAGGGUUUGGAGAUUUUUGGAAAUAUCUUGAUGAGGCUUUGGUUAAUGUAACCUUAAAGGCUGUUAAAAAUGGAGGGUUUGGUGCAGCUGCUGUGACUAGAGCCGAGGCUGUGUAUGCAUUGGCUCAGUGUUGGCAAACACUUGAUGAGAACUCGUGUCGAGAGUGUUUGGUUAAUGCUAGAUCGAGCUUGAGAGCUUGUGGUGGACAUGAAGCUAGCGCUUUCUUUACAGGGUGUUACUUGAAGUAUUCUACACACAAGUUCUUUGAUGAUGCUGCAGAACAUAAACCUGACGAUGAUCAGAGAAACUUUAUAAGGUCAUCGCUUUUUCCACAUUUGAGUGAUCAUGAUAUUACGAAAUUAGCAAUAGCUGCGAUUUCGUUGUCUUUUCUUACUUCUCUUGGUGCCUUUAUCAGUUACAGACGGGUUUCAAGGAAAAGGAAAGCUCAAGUUCCAUCGUGUUCAAAUUUCAAAUACGAGACGCUUGAGAAGGCGACCGAGUCUUUCCAUGACUCUUUGAAACUAGGCCAAGGAGGGGCCGGUUCUGUAUACAAAGGGAUUCUUCCAGAUGGCAGAAUCGUUGCAGUCAAAAAGCUCUUCUUCAACACACGUGAAUGGGCGGAUCAAUUCUUCAACGAAGUGAAUUUGAUCAGCGGAGUUCAACACAAGAACCUUGUGAGACUACUUGGUUGCAGCAUUGAAGGUCCCAAAAGUCUUCUUGUCUAUGAAUAUGUUCAUAAUAGAAGCCUUGAUCAAAUCCUUUUCAUGAAGAAUACAGUCCAUAUUUUGAGCUGGAAGCAACGGUUUAACAUCAUUAUAGGAAUUUCAGAAGGUCUAGAAUACCUUCACAGAGGAUCUGAAGUAAAAAUCAUCCAUAGAGAUAUCAAAACCAGCAAUAUUCUCCUUGAUCGAAACCUAAGUCCCAAAAUAGCAGAUUUUGGACUCAUACGUUCAAUGGGCACUGACAAAACGCAAACUAAUACUGGAAUUGCUGGAACACUUGGUUAUUUGGCUCCUGAAUAUCUUAUCAAAGGCCAAUUAACAGAGAAAGCUGAUGUCUACGCAUUCGGAGUUCUUAUAAUCGAGAUAGCUACUGGAAAGAAAAACAACGCAUUCACGCAAGGCACUAGCUCGGUUUUAUACUCUGUAUGGGAGCAUUUUAAAGCAAACACUUUAGAUCGCUCGAUUGAUCCUCGGUUGAAAGGGAGUUUCUCAGAGGAAGAGGCCUUGAAGGUUCUCCAAAUCGGAUUGUUGUGUGUUCAAUCUUCAGUAGAAUUAAGACCGUCAAUGUCUGAGAUAGUCUUCAUGUUAAAGAACAAAGAUAGUAAAUUUGAAUGUCCGAAACAGCCUCCGUUCUUGAGUGCCAGUGUUCUAAUGCCAGAUGAGGAGACUAGAGUCUGAUAUUAUCAGUUUCUUAGGAUUUAUAUUGUUCUUCUGUAAAUGCUCAAAGAGGGAUUUUACACCACUCUUUCUCCUUUUCAAAUCUUUUAUCUGUUCAUAUUUUAUUAUGAAGGUCAACAAAAAUGGAACCAAGGCUAGAUUCUAAAAGUUUUGAUUCGCUUA
Messenger RNA from Arabidopsis lyrata subsp. lyrata, 2401 nucleotides. RefSeq names its product cysteine-rich receptor-like protein kinase 1. The transcript has 6 exons. Gene Ontology annotation, molecular function: protein kinase activity; ATP binding. The record is from RefSeq and is a predicted model, not a curated record. The coding region runs from base 392 to 2239 and encodes 615 amino acids. Gene Ontology annotation, biological process: protein phosphorylation. Lineage: Eukaryota; Viridiplantae; Streptophyta; Magnoliopsida; Brassicales; Brassicaceae.